AUGGGCGAAGACAUGGUUAGCACGCGCCGACUGCUCGAGCAAGAUCCCAACGCGAAAUGGGGCUUUAUCGUGUAUCGCUGCACCUACGAACGCGAUGAUCAAUGGGCGCGCUUCUUACAGUAUCUCAAUACGCGUACAAGACUGCGACUGGAGGAACAGGGCAACGGAGACCUGUUCGAGCGCAUCGACUGGCAAGUACAGGAGGACCGAGAAAGUUUCGAUCACGCUGGCCCUAGAGCACUGAGGAGGCAUUUCACCGAGGAGGUCCUGCCCACCCUACCGAAUCCCAGCACCUCUCGCCAUCACGCCUUCGUCGCCGUUUAUCAACUUACCCUUCAUCGAACGCUCACGAAGGCUCCCCCUGCUGAGGAGUUCGACGCCUACGGUAUGGGCUUCGUAACAUUGGUGUCAAGGCAUGAGAACGAGGCGAUUGUUCUUGCGUAUCUCGCGCUCGGUGUUCUUGUGGCUGUCAUCUGGACUGGCCGUGCACGCGUGUUUCGCGAUGAGGAACAGCCGUUACUGCGCCCGAGCUCACCAAAUGACACGAUUGUCAACCCUGAGGACCAUCUACUACGUCCUCAACUACCGAGCGAAGAUAGCUCGUCGUCCACUAUCUAUUCUUUAUCACAGGAUCUUGACCCUCAGAAAUAUGAAAUCCGGAUCCUUCGACUCCAUGCAGGUGUUCCAGGAUGCAAGCUUGAAGCCAGUCUGCAGAUUGAGUCUCUGGGGCCAGAUAUCAAACCCUCUCCGUACGAAGCUUUGUCAUAUGUCUGGGCUGAGAUUCCAGGCGAGGCGGAGAUUCGCGUUGAUGGCAUACAACACAAGAUCACGAGGAACCUUGGUCAAGCUCUCGAGCAAUUUCGAUAUAGCGAUCGCGACCGUUUGCUGUGGGUCGAUGCUAUUUGCAUCAACCAAAACCACAGCAUAGAGCGCGGUCAUCAAGUGCGACUGAUGGGAACCGUAUACGCCCGAGCUUCCGGUGUUCUUAUCUGGCUGGGUGCUGAGACUCACGACAGCGCACAAGCAAUGCGCGAUCUGGAGACGCUUAGUGAAGACAAGCACUUUCGUCAACUCAGCUUCUUUGGAAGUGUGGAUGACGCGAGUGGGGAUUGGGUGCCAGCGCCCACAGAAAGAAUCAAUCCACUCGAGAACCUUAUGAAACGAACCUACUGGUCUCGUGUGUGGGUAGUCCAGGAGAUCGUCCGCUCUAGAAAUGCUACUCUAAUAUGCGGUUCAUCGUCCAUUAGCUGGGAUACGUGCCUCAAGGUUCGCGACAAUUGGCCAAAACAUUCACGCACAUGCUGCAACGCCGAGUGUACUGUUAUCGAUCCCCGUAUGCGGCGUGUCAUGAAUUGGUUAAACAGUAGCUGGAAGAAGUACAGCAGUAACAACAGCGACCUAUUAUCAACUCUCAACCAGACACGUGCCCUAGCUGCUUCUGAUCCUCACGACAAGAUCUUCGGUGCACUUGGAUUGGUCGACGAUGAUCCUUCUCUUCUCGACCCUGACUACGAUUCUCCUUAUACCGUUGUUUUUACGGAGUGGACCUCUCAUAUAUUCAAAACCACACAGACUCUCGACAGUCUAUUGCACACCAACUUCUUGUUACGAAGUCCGGAUAUUCCGUCAUGGGUUCCGGAUUGGUCGCAGUACAAUCCCAAAGUUCGUUUCCAGGCAGAACGAUUGGAGCAUCACCGUCAUGUAUACAACUCCUUCAAUUCAGGUGGUAGCUCAGGACUGGGAUCGAGAUAUUUUUCGAAUGGCAAACUACUGCGCCUCGGAUGCGUACACCUAGGAACUGUCAGUAGCAUUGGGCAGAGGUUGGUUUACGACCGGGAAGAGAACCUCACAGAUGACCAAAAUCAGAUUGGGGCGAUCAAGAAGUGGAACGAAGUCCUCAACACGUGGGCUCAUGUUGCAGGCCUUCCUGAUGCCGGAGUUGCGACAUACCCUGCGGGCAACACCUACAAAGACGCCUACUGGAGAACCCUAAUUUCUGACCACAUCACCGAGGUCGGUACGUACCUUGGAACUCGUAUUUCUGCAAAUGAUUAUCAUCGCUACGAAUCGUGGCGCCAAUGGUUCUCGGAGCUCGUGCAGCAGCCAGAUGAAAGGAAGACCGCAUUCUAUAAAGACUGUCUCGGUGAAAACCGCGACCAUGAUCGAUUCGACUGGACGAUCAUGAAUAUGAACUAUGGCCGAAGAAUGUUCCGUAUCAAUAAUGGUAUGAUUGGGAUGGGAUCGGCAGAUAUGCUGCAGGGCGAUCGCGUUGUAAUCUUGUGCGGUGGCAGAACGCCGUUCUUGGUGAGGCCAGUAGACCCCGAAUCCGCUUCCAAGGGCCAAGCACAUCAGAUUAUAGGCUACGCGUACGUACACGGCAUUAUGCACGGAGAAGCAGCACCUGCGAAUGACGAAGGCUGGGACAUCAUCUCCUUUGUCUAA
Molecule: messenger RNA, 2442 nt
Organism: Didymosphaeria variabile
Lineage: Eukaryota; Fungi; Ascomycota; Dothideomycetes; Pleosporales; Didymosphaeriaceae
Exons: 3
Coding region: 1-2442 (813 amino acids)
Source: RefSeq, a predicted model, not a curated record